AUGCACAUAAGAGAAGGAACUGUUGAACUAAAGUUUAGAGACACAAUGGAUUAUGGAAUUUAUGCCUUAACAUCUGGUUACGUGAAAGAAGGUGCCCUAGAAGCAACUCGUCUUGCGAUAGUCAGAGCUGCCAAAACUAAAGAUAUUAUUCAGAUUACUGCUGAUACUCCUAUUACCAAAAAGCCUGAGGGAAUUCGUAUGGGUAAAGGAAAGGGCAAAACUGCCUAUCAUGCAGCAAAAGUGAAGGCUGGUAGAUGGUUAUUUGAAUUUAAUUGUGAAGAUGAUAUGUUUGCAAAGGAAGCAUGGAGACAGGCCAAUUUUAAGCUGCCCCUUAGAAUAUAUUUAAGAAAAAGACCAAAGGAACCACGGAGAGUGCUGACAAUAGAAGAACUGGAACAAAUGAUUAAAGAGGAUAAGAAUAAUAAUUCCUCUUAG
Molecule: messenger RNA, 435 nt
Organism: Rhopilema esculentum
Lineage: Eukaryota; Metazoa; Cnidaria; Scyphozoa; Rhizostomeae; Rhizostomatidae
Biological process (GO): mitochondrial translation
Cellular component (GO): mitochondrial large ribosomal subunit; ribosome
Molecular function (GO): structural constituent of ribosome; rRNA binding
Source: RefSeq, a predicted model, not a curated record